Camellia sinensis is the source of this 1619-nucleotide messenger RNA. The record is from RefSeq and is a predicted model, not a curated record. NCBI's taxonomy places the organism in Eukaryota, Viridiplantae, Streptophyta, Magnoliopsida, Ericales, Theaceae.
CUAAAAAAAAAGAAAAUGCAAACUAACCAAAACCAAGUCGUUUUGGUUAAUAAUUUGGGGAAAAAAAAAAGAAAAAAAAAAAAAAUUCAGGAUUUCAAAAUUCCCUCCCCCCGGCUGCCUAUACAAGCAUAUGGUAGCAGAUAUAGAAAGAGAGAGGAGAAGAAGAGAGAGACGAGACGCUGCCUCCUGACGCUCUCCGCCGCCGCCAUCCUGCCGCCGGCAGACUCCCUCGCAGCUGCUAUAUACGCAGCGGAUAUAGAAAACAGAGUGAGAGAGAGAGAAGAAGAAGAGAGAGAGGAGACUCUGCCUCCCGACGCCCCUCCACCGCAGCCGUCCUGCCGCCGCCGACGCCCUGCUGCAGCUGAUUCAAGAAAAAUACAGGAUAUUGUCAUGUAUGUGAACUCUCCAGGAGGAUCAGUUACCGCUGGCCUGGCCAUAUUUGACACGAUGAGGCAUAUACGACCUGAUGUUUCCACUGUAUGUGUUGGACUGGCUGCUAGCAUGGGGGCUUUCCUACUUAGCUCUGGCACUAAAGGGAAAAGAUACAGCCUGCCAAACUCUAGGAUAAUGAUCCAUCAGCCUCUUGGUGGAGCUCAAGGUGGGCAAACUGAUAUAGAUAUCCAGAAAAAGAAAAACCACCAGAAAGAAAGAAAGAAAGAAUUUGUACUUCUUUAGAAUCCCUUGAAGUGAUUCCCUGAAGUUGGAACUAUUGACAGAAUUUUAAUGGUUUCCUUCAAUAAGGCAAAUGAAAUGUUACAUCACUAGGCAAACCUGAAUGGGUAUCUAGCCUACCAUACUGGUCAAAGCCUUGAGAAGAUCAACCAGGACACCGAUCGUGAUUUCUUCAUGAAUACUAAAGAAGCCGAAGAGUAUGGGCUUAUAGAUGGUGUAAUCAUGAAUCCUCUGAAAGCCUUCCAACCUCUAGCAGCCUAGUGCAGCAGAUCAAUAAUCACAAUUCUUGGUAUGUGAACCUCUCAUAGUUAUUGCGGCCUUAAAUGACAUGCUGGCUUAUAUUGUAGAUCAUGAUAUUGUACUCAGUUUCUCUUGAUUCUGAAUGAUCAUGAUAUUGUACUCAGUUUCUCUUGAUUCUGAAUGAUUUGAUUUCUAUGCACUUUGAUCAGUGAAUGAAAAGGAGUUUUUCUGUGUUCAUCCAAAUGGAGCUUGAGAAGUAAUUUUACUUUAUCUGGCUGAAUUUCUUCAACCACCAGUGCCCUUGCUUUUGCUGCCACUGCUACUGCAGAUACACAUACUAAAGACGAUAUUUAUUACCGUAUUGUCAUAGUCUUAGUUUUCCUCCAACAAUACUUCUGAUAUCAUUAAAAGAUUCACCAUAUCCAGAAAAAUAAAUAAAAUCCACAUUUGCUUAUUCUUUAAAAUUGUUUCCGUCAGAUCCUGUGUUUCAAAAUGACUGGUACUCUGUUUCUCUCUCUAAGUUAAUUACAGCCACAGAAACCCCAGAUUGAGAGGGUCCAGAGAAGUGUGAAAAGAUCAGAUAAACUGAAGUGUACUGAUUCUUGUCAUAUUUAGGUAGAAGUUGACAUACGCAAUAAUAUGUUCAAUCCACAGGUAUUGUAAAAAAUAAUUGAAACACUUGUAUAAUAACAUUAUAUGACUCGCAA